Messenger RNA from Kalmanozyma brasiliensis GHG001, 6381 nucleotides. RefSeq names its product Tetratricopeptide TPR1. Bases 1 to 6381 code for a protein of 2126 amino acids. Gene Ontology annotation, molecular function: glycosyltransferase activity; protein binding. The transcript has a single exon. The record is from RefSeq and is a predicted model, not a curated record. Lineage: Eukaryota; Fungi; Basidiomycota; Ustilaginomycetes; Ustilaginales. Gene Ontology annotation, biological process: protein O-linked glycosylation.
AUGCCGAACCUACCUUCCAGCUCCUUCGCCUCGGAGGCUCCCUCCACCUCCUCAGGGCGAAGAGGCUCAGAACAGCUACCCUAUGCUCAGAUAGCGAUCAACAGCGCAGACGCUCCGCGUAGAGCGUCCUUAGGCAAUGCCAUGUCGGUAGGCAGCGCCAACGACAUGCUCAGAGCCGCUUCUGCUAUGGCCGCUCAGGCUAGCUCAGGUGCGGAAGGUCUGCAAGCUGUCAGCUCUGCUCUCCUCAACCAGGCCAAAGCCCAGGCAUCCGCAACCGCCCAAAUAUUACAUGCUAGUACCACUGCCGGCGCAAGCGAUCCCCAGUCCACUCCCAUGGCCCGCAACUGGUCCGACUCGGCGGGCUACUCAGCAGCAAUGAGCAGACACAUUGCCUCCACUAUCGAAACUCAGAUGACCAAGCCGCAGUCUUCCUCCCGACGACCACAGACCGCCGCGUCCCGCAGUACUGCUAUCGAUACAGAGACUGCAUCCCCAGACUCGACCGAUCCCGAAGCUCAGAUGGGUCGCAUCGCUGCACAAGCUGCGGCUCGAGAGGCUCAGACCCAAUGGCGAACUCAAUUGGCAUUACGCCGUUCAUCAGUGCAGACAGAAUUAACAGCAACCACAGGCGAGCCCUCCGCGUCCUCACAUGCACCUGCAGCGUCAGCUCCUGCCAACGCUGGAAGAGCUUCGCAAUCCGGUCCACGUCCAGGCUCCGUCAGCACAGCGCCCGACACCAAUGCACGAUCAAGAGCGGCCGCAGACACGUCGGAUAUGUCUAUCACCGAAUACCUUCGCUUCCUUGGCCUCAAUCACAUCGAAAUGCCCUCUGAAGGGGUCGAGCAAUCUUUUGGUCGCGAAGCUAGCUCUUCGUCUCGAUACUGGGAUGCGACAAAUCCCCACAUGGGCUUCAGUCUCUCGGGCGUGCCCAGUAUGCCUUUAAUGCCCAACCCACCAUUGCAGAUGCUACCACCUCCCGUCUCGCCUUCUUUCCGCAGGAAACAAUCCCGUGGUCGCUCUUGGCUUGGACAUGCUUCCAAUGCCUCGGUCAGCUCUACCGAUUCAAUCGAUACCAGCAAAGACUUUGAACCGAACGUCAUGUCGCCCUUUCCAUAUCCAUUUCAGGUGGUCCAGACCCCAGGAGGCACGGCAAGAGCAGGCUGGUGGGUGCCCGUCUCCGAGGUGGCGCCGGAUAAGAGAGCCAAAGCAGUCAAGAUCGGCGAAGAUCUACCAGCAUCCUCGACCUUUGCCCUCAAUCAGGCGUCCUCGCUCGAGGAUGCACCAGAGAGUACCUCGAUUCCGGCACACGCCGAUCAUGACGACGCCGAAGCUCAGCUAUUGUUCCAGCCGACAUAUCGGGACUUCACUCAAGACGAAUACUCGACCCUCGCCACCGCUGCGGCCUAUGCGACCGCAGCACUCACCAGCAUAGCAUCAACACCGGGCGGCGAGUCACAGCCAAGCUCGCUGAGAUCGCUGACGGCAUCGGAGCAGGAAGCAAUCGCCAAUCAGCUGAGGGCAUGGGCAGGUCUGGAAGGCCCAAACGCCCAGGCGGAAGCUCGAAGGGCGCUCGAAGAACGCCAAACACAUCUCUUCAAUCAAGCAUUCCAUCACGACCUGCCAGACGAUCGCGAUCGUCGCGGGCCAGAGUCUGGUGUAGAUGAUCAGUAUGGCCAGCUGCAUCGACCUGAGGAAGCAACUCGCUUCUUUCCUCCUGACUUUGCGAGCCACUACCGCACGCAGCUCCAAGCGCUUGCCGAAGGUUACUACGCUCGCCUGCACAAUGAGAAUCUGGCGCAAGCACAUUUCGCACAGCCUCCCGCCAAGAAAGCCCACAUCGGCGAGCAUCGCGCAAAUGACGACGCCACUGGCAAAAGAGAUGAACACAAGACACCCACACCGAGGACACCGCAUCUGGAUAUGGUUGGCAUCGAGGGUCUCAGCGAUAUCGAGCCUCCGGUACGCACUCCGACUCUGCGUCCAGGCGCACGAGAUCCAGUCGAGCUGUUGAACGCUGCCUCGACUGCUGCCGGCCACGAUGUCUCCUCUCCCGAAGUGCGAGACCAAUUGCUUCAGUACGCCCAUGGACUCUACACACAGGGGCCUCCGCAGCCAGAUGCCUCUGCCAAAGGCACCGACAAGCUGCAUCCCACCCUCUUGCCGCUCCUGCACACCCUGCAUAAGCUUCACCCUACGCAUCUUCCGGUUUUGCUGCUGCUCUCGUGUGCCUACUAUGCCGCCGACAAUUUUGCAGGCUCACUUUGGUACAAUCGGCUUAUCCUGCGCAUCGACCCCAACUACGUCGAGAGCAUGAGCAACAUUGGAACCACCUUACGGGCAUUGGGUCGAUACCGAGAGGCAGAGAGCUGGUGGUGGAGAGCCAUUCGACUUCGUCCCGGCUACUGGGAUGCGUACGAGAACCUUUUGGGCGUGAUGUGCUCCACGCAUCCUCCGCCAGCGCAAAGUCAAGCCGGCUCCCAGUCGAGCUCGAAUGAGUCGCCGCCUGCGCAACCACGUUUCGAGGAAGCACUGCAUCUGUGCGAGCACGUCGAGUCUCACGUCGUAGGCGAACAGAACACGCCAGGAGUCUCUUUGCCCCUCUGCCUUCCGCCGAAUCUACCCUUGACACAGACACCUCGACUCCAAAAUUUGUUCUACGCCAAGGGCAACCUCAAGUUCGUCCUGCCGGAAUCAGGCGCAGUACCAGCUGCGGCAGAGUACCAGAAGGCUGUCGAGGUCGUGCUGUCUCGCGAUGCAGCAAAUUGCUACAGUCUACGCGAUCUAGUGGUUGCGACGUGUGCCGUGGGACUGCUAUCGAUGGGCGCUAUGCUUCCCGGCACUGCUGCAGCAGCUGCUGCUCUCGAGAUAGCAGUGGCUUUGGGCAUCAAUUCGACGAAUCCAGAACAUGCUGCCAUUUUGGCCAGCGGUGCCUUCAACCGCUUCUGUCCUGGAGGCAUCCUUGCCCUGGUCAAAGUGUCCGGCGAGGUUGUGGUCAGCACGUUGCUUCGCCUCGGCAACGGACAGCUUCCUAUGCUGUUGCUUCUGCCCGAAGCCGCGACACAGCUCUGCAAAGUCAUCUUCGCGGAGACAACCGGCAACUUGCCUGCGUUGGUCCAAUCACCACUACCUUCCAAGCCACAGAAUCCGGCGACUCUGCAGCAAGCGCAGAAGCAGGCCGCGCAGACUGCUUCCACCAUCCUCUUGACACUCGCCAAAUUGUUCCAGGACGCCACCGCCAGCCCGAUGGCCGGCCCACACGGGCCGUUGACGCUAGGAGGCAUCCCGCCAUCCACUUCGUUGCUGCUGCCGCUCUACUAUCUCUCGAUAUCGAUGCAUGCGUCCGCUUCGACUUGCAACAAUCUCGGUAUUCUGCUGUCGUCGAUUCCAGUCGUCACCACUGUGAUCAACGCAGCAGGUCAGCCUCAGCAGCUCAACGGGCAAGCACUGGCGAUGCAGUACUACACGCAAGGUCUUCAGCUCGACCCCAAGCAUCCUCACAUCUACACCAAUCUCGGUUCUCUCCUGAAAGAUCUUGGACACCUAAACGAAGCGAUCAAGAUGUACCAGAAGGCGGUCGAGUGCAACCCCAACUUUGACGUCGCCCUCGCCAACCUCGGUAACGCGAUCAAAGAUCAGGGGCGCACCCAGGACUCCGUCGUCUACUACCGUCGAGCGGUCCAGGUCAAUCCUCACUUUCCCGAAGCGCUCUGCGGCCUUGUCAAUGCGCUGCUCGCGGUGUGCGAUUGGCCAGAGGUGUACACCGACAAGCGAGCCGUCGCGAAGCAGCAGCAGCAAUGCAGUAGCGGUAGUCAAGCGGUUGGAGUUGCGACCUCGCCUGGUGGCUGGAUGGUCAACGUCUCGGACUUGGUGUCCAAGCAGCUCAGUGAUGGCUGUCAGUACGGUGCCGGUGCAUUCCAGACUGUGGGCCCACUCGAAAACUGGGUCCAGGCAAUCGUCCAGUCCAUGGGGGACACUCGUGCGGCAGCAGCACAGAUCUGGACUCAGCGUCUGCAGUCAUUCUACCAACCCGCCUUCGACCGAGUCGCAAAUCAGGUCUGCGAAGGUGGCUAUCUGAUUCACCUGGUCGAGAGGAUGAUGCGCCGAUCACAGCGGAGGUGGUACGUCGAUACCUACGGUGCUGGAGCGCUGCAGGCGGCAACAGAGCUGCCCAGAGUUUCGGUCACCGAUGCACGCGGCGUUAGCUAUGCCCGACCAAAGCUCCCAUCCUGCUUGGUCACGCCAGCGACACCCACCGUGCUGCCUUUCCACACAUUCACAUAUCCGCUCUCACCGCGACAAAUCCGUCUCAUCUGCCAUCGCAAUGCGUUGAGGAUCUCCCAGAGCACCCUGACGCAGAUGUGGGUGCCCGAUGUGGUGUACCCGCCUCCGUCACCGCCGGCGCCCAAGAUCAACAUCGGCUACGUGUCGUCUGACUUUAACAACCAUCCGCUCGCGCACCUGAUGCAAUCGGUCUUUGGCUUCCACGAUCUGUCGCGCUUCAACAUCUUUCUUUACGCGACGACGCCAUCAGAUGGAAGCCCGUACCGCCUAAAGAUCGAACGCGAAGCCCAGCAUUUCGCAGAUGUGUCGACAUGGUCGAACCAGCAGGUGGUCGAGCGUAUCGUCAUGGACAACAUCCAUGUGCUAAUGAACCUCAACGGGUACACGAAGGGAGCACGUAACGAGAUCUUUGCCGCACGGCCGUGCCCAGUGCAGAUGGAGUUCAUGGGCUUUGCCGGCAGCAUGGCGUCGUACUGGACCGAUUGGGUGGUCGCGGACCCCAUCGUCUGUCCUUCCGAAAUGACGUGCGUCGACAGAUGGCGCCAGCAAAAGCAUUCCGCAGCAAUCACAGGUUCGUCGCUCCAGCAGCGUCCGACCGACUUGAUGGCAGACGUGGAUCCCGAAGAGGCUUCCGAUGACUGGGUCUAUCCCGACCGGUUCAUCUACAUGCCGCACUCGUACUUUGUCAACGAUCACAAGCAGGGAUUCCGCGAGACCGUUUCCAACGAGACCAUCGAGCUCGCCACCAAAGGCACCGAGGGCGAACCACUCGCAAAGAAGGCCGACAGCUCUCCCACAGACGAGCAGCGGUGGGCGAGCGAAGAGCUCAAACGCUACGCGAUGCGACGCGAGCUCUUCCCCACCCUCCCAGACGACUAUGUGGUCUUUGCAGACUUCAACCAGCUGUACAAGUGCGAUCCGAUGCUGUUCCGGUUGUGGCUGCGCAUCCUCCAGCGCGUGCCCAAGUCGAUCCUGUGGCUGCUACGCUUUCCGGCAGCCGGAGAGCACCAUCUGCUGCGCGAGGCACGACAGUAUGCAGGCGACGAAGUGGCUUCCCGCGUUAUUUUCACCGAUGUUGCGCCCAAGCACAUCCACAUCCAUCGCGGUAGAAUCGCCGACCUGUUCCUCGACACCACCGAGUGCAACGCGCAUACCACCGCAGCCGAUAUCCUGUGGUCAGGCACGCCGGUGCUGACUUGGCCGAGACACAUGCACAAGAUGUGUUCGCGCGUCGCAGCGUCCAUCGUCCACGCCACCGGGUUUGGCGACGAAAUGACGGUGAACAGCGAGCAGGAGUACGAGGAUCGGGCGGUGCAAUUCGCCGAGUCUCUGUCGUACACUUAUUUGGACGAGAAGGGGAAUGAGGUGGUGGGUGUGGUGGACGAGACCAAGGUGCGGUUCGCCAACGAGCUCGAAGCGGAUCCUCGUAGUGUUGCUGCUCAGCCGCAUAGUACGGGUGCUGCGACGUCUGCGGCCGCUGCAGGAGGCACGGGCUCGAGCAGUUCUCAAGGACAUCAGAACGGCGCGUCUCACAGUCGUGGUGACAGCAGCACCUCGAACUCCCCACGCAAGACCACCUCAAGCGGCACCGGCCCCAGCGCAACGCCCAAGUCCUCACCCGGCAAGCACGCCGACGAGGCCUCCGAGACGUCAGCAGCCAAACGUGCGCGCUCCGCCUCAGUCCUACCGGGCUCCCCCGCCCCGGCCCCAACCGGCGUCUCGCAAGCCGCCGCCGCCAAACAUUCAGACGCGACCGUUUCGACCAACGCCACCCUUGCCUCCGCCCUUCCUCCCCGCCACACCAUCCGUCUGCCCCCCUCUCCGACCUACCCAGGCGCCAUCACGCGUCGGUCCACCGUUGAGGAUGCGAAAAGCCUGGCGAGCCUGCGCAAACGCCUCUUCCUCUCGCGCGAACAGUCGGCGCUCUUCGAUACCAGAGCGUGGGUGCGGGAUUUGGAGAAGGGGUAUGUCGAGGCGUGGACGCGGUGGGUGUUGGGCGUGGAUUGCGAGGACAGUGCUGAGUGCGAAGGUCUCAACAGAGACACCGAGAUCGGGAGAAGGGUCGAGAGGAGCGGACACAUCUGGGUGCGCGAUCUGUGA